CCCCCUCUCCUCUGCUUCUUUCAGCCUAUCUGCAGAGAUUCUCUCUCCCUUUCUCUCUUUCUCUCUCUGAAAGCCCUGUUUCUCUCUCUAGUCUCUACAUUGGCCUCUCUUUCUUGCUCUACUCAUCCCUAUCACGUUUCUUCCUCUCUAACGUUCAGUUAUUUCAAUUCUGGUGAGUUCUGUUCUCGAGGAUUGUCAUUUACUUGGGUUCAUUCACGUUCAUUAUCUUGCUUCACAUAUAGAGAGACUUCAAAAACAGUCAAUUUCUUUGAUGAUGAAACCAUUGUCAGGGAAAUUCUUGCAUUUUAUCGCUCUAAAAACAUAAAUUUUCAGUUAUCUGGGUUUUUUCUGUUGAUUUUGAUUACCAAAUGUGUGUUCAUGGGAGAUAUCAUAGUUGGUUUCCUUUGGUUUUUAAUAGUUUAGAUAUUUUGUGAAAAAGGGUUUUGUGUAAUACAUGAACAAGUUGUUUGUCUUUGUGGCAGAUUUAGUUUCUGGACACAACUAAUUUUAAAUAUUUAUGAACAACUUUUGAGGUUGUGCAUACAUUUUUUUUUUCAAAAAUUUCAAAUCUCUACAAGUUACUGGUCCACUUUUUCUUGGUUUUAUAUAUUUUUUUUGGUUCAACCGUUGUCUGUACGAAUCGUUUGGGCCACUUACGCUCACCCAGACCAAUUCCCUCUUCGUCUGGUCAAAGUAGACCAUCUGUACCGGUAUUGAAGUAUUAAUGAGGGAUGAAUUCCUCCUGACCUUAAAAGAUUAUCAAAAUUCAAAUUGAGAAUGUCUAAUUUACAGUCUGUGAUAUCGCUUGAGUUAUCCAUUGGGGUUAUUGGCUCAGUAUUGGAAGUGGUCGUGGAUUGUCCAUUCAGACACUCAUGAGGGCCUCAUCCUAGUUGUUGGUUUUUUGAGUCAAGAGUAUUCUAAAGAUUAUAGACCCCAACUUUUCCCAAGUCAUAAAAAUUUUCCGAUUGAGAAUAAGAUUGAAUGUUGAUAUGAACUUGGGUGGAUUUAAACUAUCCUGGCACGCAAUGCUUACCUCUUUUCAUUCUCUACUCAAGCUAUUUUAGAUUAAGAUGGAGUACGAGGAACGUUUCAGGCAGGUUCAGAGGCCAAUAUAUGAUUGUCUUCUGUUUGAUCUCGACGAUACUCUUUAUCCCCUUAGUUCUGGUUUAGCAGUGGGAUGCCGCAAGAAUAUUGAAGAUUACAUGAUUGAGAAGCUAGGCAUACAUAGGAGCAAAAUCCCUGAUUUGUGCAACCUACUUUACAAGAAUUAUGGGACAACAAUGGCAGGCCUUAGGGCAAUUGGUUAUGAUUUCAACUAUGAUGAGUAUCAUAGUUUUGUUCAUGGGAGAUUACCUUAUGAAAAUCUAAAACCUGAUCCUGUUCUAAGAAGUCUUUUGCUUAGUGUACCUCUUAGGAAAGUAAUCUUCACAAAUGCCGACAGGGUCCAUGCUGCUAAAGUUCUUAGCAUUCUUGGGCUAGAAGACUGUUUUGAAGGAAUAAUCUGCUUUGAGACUUUGAAUCCCACCCACAAAAACACUGCAUCUGAUGAUGAGGAUGACAUUGAAUUUGCGGGCUCAAUGGAAAUUCCUAGUAACAAUACCAGAAGUAAGGAGAUUUUUGACAUUAUUGGCCAUUUCUCUCAACCUAAUGCAGGAUCAGUGUUGCCAAAAACACCAAUUGUCUGCAAACCAUCUGAAGAUGCUAUUGAACGGGCACUGAAAAUAGCUGAAAUCAACCCCCAGAGAACACUGUUCUUUGAAGAUAGUGUCCGUAACAUACAGUCCGGAAAGCGUGUAGGCCUCUACACAGUGCUGGUUGGAAAUUCUCAGAGAACCAAAGGUGCAGAUUAUGCAUUAGAAAGCAUCCAUAACAUCAGGGAAGCAUUACCAGAGCUUUGGGAAACUGAUAAGAUGUCUGAAGUUAGUUAUUCUGGCAAGGUUCCACUAGUGGAAACAUCUGUUACAGCAUAGAUUUAUGUCAUACUCUCCUGUGCCAGGAAUUCCAUUCUAAUGCCCUGUUUUAUUUCCCAUGAUGUAGAUUGUUUGUUGUUAUCAUCAAUUAAUAAAAAGUGGCAUAGAAUGUUUACAUAAACCGCGUCUAUUACCCCCGUUCCUGUUUCAGUCAUCUCAUGAGCAGUCUGUGAUCAUAGAUAUGU
Messenger RNA from Ilex paraguariensis (yerba mate), 2155 nucleotides. The record is from the annotation of a GenBank genome assembly. Lineage: Eukaryota; Viridiplantae; Streptophyta; Magnoliopsida; Aquifoliales; Aquifoliaceae.